UGUACUAUAAUAGACAAAUUGUCUCGUGAGUUGAACGACCCAUGUAUAUUAUGUCACUGGAAUGCCUCCAAUCAUAGUCUACAGUCUAGUGUAAAGCUACAGAUCAUGUCAAAUGGUUAUGAAACAAUUGGACGGACUCCCCUGCAGUUAGUGGUUGGUGUGGAUAACAUCAAAAUUAUCUGCAAAGAUGGUAGAGUUAUUCAGUUAUCGUAUGAAGAACAAGAAAUAAAAAAUUUCCUCCACACUCAGAUCACACAGCACCAAAUUACCAGUAUUCAGGCAUUAUCCAAAGUGAUGGGGUGGCAAGUAUUGCAGAGUAGUACACACCUUGGUGUGGGACAUAUGGAGAAAAUAGGCAACGCAGCCGGCAUAAUGAUGAUUUCACCAACCGGAGAAAGGGUACUUGCUAUAAGGAAUGGACCAAACAGUGGUGUAAGAGUUGCAGUACAAAUACCUAAAAACCAACAAAAUGGUACCGAAUCUAGGAGUGAUGUCAUCGUGGAUCCAAAGUGGGACAAUCUUGGUGGUUACUUUAAAGAGGUUGACAUGGAUAGAAUGAAAGGAAGAAAUCUUGUCAAUAAAAUUGAACUUUUGAUGGCUGCUCUCAACUAGUGAACAUAUGCUAUUCACUUUUUUACCAAGUCCUGCCUAAAUCAAGUGUACUCGUACAUUUGCUGGACAUCACACAUAUUUGUAUGUCAUAAAAUACAAGCAUUAUAUGAAUAUAUUGUUUAUAAUGAAUACAUUCAUUAUCACAAUUGGUGUAUCUCAAAUACAUUGACCCUUAUUGUGAAGUCCCGGCAGAUAAUUGAAUCUAAAGUGUUCAUAUAUCUUGUGAAAAUGCUGAAAAUUAUUUUUUCUCUGAAAAACAUUUUUAUAUAUUUAUUCUCGAUAUAUUGUUUUGAUUCAUUUCAAUAAACAUUGGUAAUGAAUAUGAUAGUGUAUACA
Molecule: messenger RNA, 948 nt
Organism: Saccoglossus kowalevskii
Lineage: Eukaryota; Metazoa; Hemichordata; Enteropneusta; Harrimaniidae
Product: mediator of RNA polymerase II transcription subunit 17-like
Biological process (GO): regulation of transcription by RNA polymerase II
Cellular component (GO): core mediator complex; mediator complex
Molecular function (GO): transcription coregulator activity
Source: RefSeq, a predicted model, not a curated record